This is a messenger RNA of Dreissena polymorpha, 1165 nucleotides long. Its product is annotated as cerebellin-3-like. The coding region runs from base 483 to 977 and encodes 164 amino acids. Gene Ontology annotation, molecular function: protein binding. The record is from RefSeq and is a predicted model, not a curated record. The transcript has 2 exons. NCBI's taxonomy places the organism in Eukaryota, Metazoa, Mollusca, Bivalvia, Myida, Dreissenidae.
CUUAAUAACUUGAUAAGAUAUUCGUGUGCAUAUAUUGGCAUUUACGUGGCACACGUUCAUUUCUAAAAUGAAGACCAUAUUGGCAGUGUGUUCAUUUGUCUUUUUGCUUGGAUGUGUUCACAUUGAGGCUGUUACAGAUGAGGAAUUCCAUACUGUUUUGACCAGGCUUACUGCGCUAGAAGAAAUGUCCAACACGCGAAUAAGUUCGCUUGAAAAAGACAUUGUGUCGUACGAGAAAUUAGUAGCUGAUCUAGAAGCAUACAAAACAUUGUCUGACAAAAGAAAUGCUAUUCUUAAAAGGAAAAAUGAAUUUUUGAACAAAAGGAUAAUUGCUCUUGAGAUGAAACUGCCUGACAAAAUAUUGGACUUGCAUGAAAAAGGCAAGGCAUUGUCUUAAAGCAUAAUUGAAUUACCUGGAAAAAUAUGGCGCAUCAUGACAAAGUAUUGCAAUCUCUUGAAAAGAAAGCUUUAUUUCUGUAGACAUGAGUGUUCAGGAUGCCAGGAAAGUUGCUGCGGCCGACAGAACAACUCUGUCAGAUGCUGGGCAUCCUGUCAAAAACAAUAGAUUCGUUGCAGAAGGGAUUGUAGCUUUUUCUGCAAUGAAAAGCGCUUCACAGGGUCAUUUGGGCGUCAAUCAGAACAUAAUCUUCGAGCAGGUUCUGACGAAUGAAGGAGGCGGGUACCAUCCGAAUCACGGUGUCUUUAUAGCUCCACAAUCAGGCGUAUAUGUUAUGUCAUCAGCUAUUAUGACGUCCGCGAAUGGAAGGUUUCACGCAGCUAUUGUUCACAAUGGAAACAUGGUCGCGCACAUAUAUGGUCACGGGGACAGUGGACUAUACGACCAAGGCAGUCAGACGAUUGUAAUUAAACUAAAUGCAGAGGAUGAAGUAGCUGUCCAAAAUUUCGACUUUCCUGACAUUACUAUUUUCGGCUAUUUAUAUUCAUCAUUUAGUGGGUAUUUAUUGUGGCAGCCAUAAAAAUUGCCAAAUGCAUAACAUGUUGACUGGUGUAGAAAGAUUUGAUGACACAUAUGUGCACUCAUCACAAAUUUAGGCAUAAAUAUUUUAUAUCUCAAAUAACGCUAUUUACAAAUAUAGAAACAAUCGUGACUAUUCCUUCGCUGAAUGUGUACUCCUCAAUCAAUAAAUAUAUAUCCCUAAAACAA